UGACUCGCGAUGCGUGCGGCAUAGAAGUCGUCACCCCCCGCAACCCCCGACCCCGAGUGCCACACACACCAAACACGAACACUCCGGCGUCACAGACAAAGUCGCCCCGAAAAAAGUAAUACUACUGUUCUUUAAUAUUAAUUAGGCAAGGGCAGAAACAAAAACAAAAACAAAAACAAAAGCAGAAGCAGAACCAGCGAAGGAAAACAACACACCUCGGCGCCACACACAAGGGAACAAAAAAAUAACAAAAGAAAGAAAUUAAUAAAAAUCAAUAGAGCGGCAACGGUCGGUCGGUCGGAGGCGAUAAAAAGUGUUAUCAGUGUGAAUUCAAUUGCCGCCUGUGUUUCGAGCAGCGCCGAUAACUGAAGAGAGAGAGAGAGAGGCGCGAGGGCGAAACGCGGGAGGAGGAGGUGGCGUCGGGAAGCGAUCCGAUCGCAGCCAUCCGAAUCCGCAUCCGGCACAAUGUCCGUGCAGCAAUUCUGUCUGCGCUGGAACAACCACCAGCCCAACUUCAUCUCGGUCUGUUCGUCGCUACUGCACAAUGGUACUCUGGUGGACGUUACCCUGGCAGCCGAGGGACGCCAGCUGCAGGCGCACAAGAUUGUACUGUCCGCCUGCAGUUCGUACUUUCAGGCACUGUUCACCACAAAUCCGUGCCAACAUCCCAUCGUCAUACUGAAGGACGUGCAAUACGAUGACCUCAAGACCAUGGUCGACUUUAUGUACUAUGGCGAGGUCAAUGUGUCGCAGGAACAGCUGCCGCACAUCCUCAAAACCGCCGAAAUGCUCAAAAUAAAGGGCCUGGCGGAGAUGCCAACGGACCCGGCCAAUCUCACCAAGUCCGACAGCAAGUCCUCCACCGAUGGCACAGAACUGGUGGGCGGCGGGUCCGGAGUAGGUGCCGGGCCGGGUACCUCGGCGGGCAGUCUGGGCGCUGCCAGCGGUAGCAGUGUGGGCGACUCGCUGUGGAGCAGUAGCGAAGCGCAGCAGUUCCAGCAGCAACAGCAACAACAGCAGCAGGCCCAACAACAGCAGCAACAGCAACACCAUCACCACCAGCAACAACAACAGCUCCAGCAGCAGCAGCAACAACAGGCGCAGCAGCAACAACAACAGCAACACCAUCACCACCACCAGCAACAGGCGCAGACGGCGCAGGCCCAUCACCACCAGAUGAGGCGGACACCGUCGCCCCUGAGUGCUGGAACGUCGCCAGCUACGCGGCGUAAGCGAUUGCGGAAAUCCUCGAAUAACGGCUCUGGCGAACGGAACAAUGUGGCGGAGGAGCACAACAGCUCACUGGAGACCGGCGCUGGAAAUGCCGGCUUGAGUCUCGCCCAGAUGAGUCAAAUGUCGUUUGGCGCUGGCGGAGGCCUGGCCGGGCACUCGCUGCACGCCGCCAAGCUGCUGAAGGAGUCGGCAGCCGCCGAACUGGAGCAACAACCCCAGGACUCUGAUCUGGACGACGGACACGGACACAUUCACAUGCAAAUUAAGCCCGAGGUGGACAUUGGAGGCGUGAACCAAGCGAUGCCGUUGGACAUCUCUGGAGCCACAACCCCGUCGGAGCACGAUGCGCCCAACUCUCAGUCCUCGCACUCGGGUCUGCAAUGGACGGUUGUCGAUUCCAACUAUCCGCGCUUUUCCUUGCCCGCCUGCCAGUCCAAUCUUCUAGGCAAUGGUGGUGGCGGCGGCGGCUCCGGCAGCCAGAGCAGUGGGGCAAAUAGCGCGAAUAGCGAUCAGCGCCAGCAGCAGCACGAAGCCCAGCAACAGGCGGCGGCCAAUCAACAGCAGCAGCAACAGCACCUGCAGCAGCUGCACUACCAGCAGCAGCAACAACAACAGCAGCAGCAGGAGCAGGCCUCCGCCUCGGCUACCGCUGGACAGGCGUACUCCUCGCAAAUCAUCACAGUGAACAGCUUGGUCAGCGGCUAUGCGACGACGGCGCAGAACCUCUCGCCCACAUCCCCCAACGAAUCCAAUAUGGUGCAAUCGGUCUACAGUCAGGGUCCCACGCCCACCCAAUCGCCCGUACACGCGGGCACCGGCGGCAGCGGGGGAAACGGAAAUGCCACCGGAAACGGAGGAACAGCCGGAGCGGCCAGCCAGGUGGUGAAGCGAAAGCGUUCGGUCAACCCCCAGGGAGAUGAGAACUUUAUCCGAGCCCUAGAAGCAGUGCGCACGGGAGGAAUAGGCUUCUGCAAGGCAGCCCGCUUGUACGGAGUGAACAACCGCACCCUGUGGCUGGAGUACAAGAAGAGGGGAUAUCCCGUUUCGCGGCCGAGCAUCAAAGCACGGGUGGUGAAGCAGGAGCCGAAUCUGUCGCCAUCGCCGACACCCUCGACGAACCCGGGAGACGAUAACACAAACGAGACGCUCAGCAUGCAGAUUCCUCCUCAAGCGGAGACGCCGACGCCCUCACUGAUGUGCACGCCACAUCACACGGGCAUUGGGAGUGCGGCUGGCAGUCUGCCGGGCAGUGGAAACUCCCAUCCGGCCAUCGGUGUGAUGAGCCUGUUCGACCCGCGGUACAUGGACUCACCCGGCACGGUUCACUCGAUGACGCGGCAACGGUACAUCGACAGCGGAGCAGGGGCUGGGGCGGGGGGUGCGGCCACCGGAGCGGGAACCGGCACCAUCAAUGUGAACCCGAGCACCGCCAUGAAUCUGCAGAGUAUUAACUUCAACUCGAUAUAGAAUACGAUUUCGAGCCAGGUGGCGGGGGGGAGCACCACUCUGCUGCAGGCAGCCGCCAGGAGCCAGGAACCCCUGAGCAUAUCAGCCAUGCCCGUCUCCGUGCCCGUACCCGUGCCCGUGCCGAUGGGCAUGGCCCACAGCUUCCUGAUCAAUAACUUCGUAACGGUGACAGCUCCACCCGUGCAAUACCUGGAUAAGUAGAGCCAGGAACAAACGUGAAACGUGGAUACGGAACCGGAACCUCAGAAUCGAACGAUACAGGUAUUACAGAGAAACCAACGGCAACAAUCUAGUGUACAUAGCGGACCGCCAGAGUGGACACAAAGUAUAAUCGCGUCCUGCGCUGAGCUGAGCUAAGCGUCGCAGGACCCAAACACCAAUGGGGUCAAAACAAUGGGUGGCAAUAGAAGGAACAUAUGUAUAAUCCCGCCCUGCCCCUGCCGCACUUGUAAUAACUUCAAUUCCUUAAGCUUAAUGUUUUGAACCCUUACAUUUUUACGAUUGUUAACUAAGGAAAAUCGGUAGUGCAGAUACGAUAUAUAUAUCUAUAUAUAUAUUUGAUUAUAAAGUAUAUGUAAACGUAGCUAUAUUUCGUGUAAAAGAUUAUUGUAUUUGUAUAUAAAUUAUAGAAUUUUAUUAGGGUUAUAAUCCGAAACAUUUAAUGAUUUGUACACAAACUAAUGGUAAAAAAAAAACAAAACUAAAAAUAUGGAUAAAAAAUAGAAGAAAAA
Drosophila bipectinata is the source of this 3431-nucleotide messenger RNA. It is a transcript of the gene BtbVII, whose product is annotated as BTB-protein-VII. Gene Ontology annotation, biological process: regulation of transcription by RNA polymerase II. The record is from RefSeq and is a predicted model, not a curated record. NCBI's taxonomy places the organism in Eukaryota, Metazoa, Arthropoda, Insecta, Diptera, Drosophilidae. Gene Ontology annotation, cellular component: nucleus. Gene Ontology annotation, molecular function: protein binding; DNA binding.